GCUCCAGAGUUGACUGGCGACUUCGUGAGGUGGAGGGUUACGACGCGAGCCGCUCUGUGUUUUCUACCGGCCUGUGGAGGUGCGAUCGGUGAGGUUUAUCAACGUGUGCGAGCAUGGACGGCCAUAGUCGAUCUGGUGCGUUCAGAGAGGAAGGUGGACAAGAGAGUGGCGAUCCAUUCGAUCGGAUGCGACAUUUUGGGAGCAUGGGAAGAGGAGCAGACAUGUUUUCGCCGUGGGGAGGAUUCGCACACGGCAACACCGGCGAUUCUUGGUCCAUGGAUGAUCCGAUGGAGGGCAUGGAGUCGAUGCGGCCCCGACAGCGGCCCAAGUUCAGCAGUGCCACCACCAUGAUGGGCCCUCGCCCGUUCCGGAGGGAGCGACGAGCCUCGGCGGGCACACCGGACCAGGCAGCUGCCGCGGCGGAGAGCGGCGGUAUGGGCCGGGAGCGCAUCAUUCCUAUCCAGGUGGAGCGGGAUGAGGCGGAUUCGAGGGCUCCCCAGCAGCAGCAGGUCCCUCAGCAGGCUCAGCAGCCCGCUCAGCCUCAGCAGCAGGCCUCGCCCCGCCAGCAGCGGCCUUACGUCCGACGGGGCACCCUCGACACUCCCGUCUCGUCGCUGCAGACGGAGGAACUCCAGCGGGACGCUCGCGCCCGCAGCGCUCCGCCAGAAGCCGAGCCGGCCGCCGCCGCCGCGCGCGUGCCUCCGCUCAACGUACAGGCCGCCGCGGCGGCUGCCACGCCGCACAAGCCAAACUACUUCAACUCGUCGCCAAAGCCGUUCUCGGCUCAGCAGAAGCCGUUCCAGUCGCCGACGUUUGGGGCGCAGGGACAGAUUCCCAUUCCUGUGCAGGUGGAGAGGGGACGGGGGCAGCAGCAGCAUCAGCAGCAUCCUCACCAGCAGCAGCAACAUCCCCAGCAGCAGCAGCAGCAGCCUCAGCCGCCAGAGCAGCCCAAGCAGCCUCCGCCACCUCCGCCCAAACCAAAGUCGCCUAAAGAGCGGGCUAUGGAGGCGAUCAGUGCCGUACAGGAGCGUGUGGCUGAGCUCGGGGCUGAAGUCGAGGCCUUCAACGGCCAGCGCGGAGAGAAACAGCAUCUCUAUCUCGACGAGAUGCUGACCCGGGAGCUGCUGAAGCUGGAUAAUGUGGAAGCCAAUGGGGAUGAGGAGAUCCGCACUACGCGCAAGCAGACCAUCAUGAGCAUCCAGAAGUGUCUGGCGCAGUUGGAAGCGAAGGUGACUACGCCGGAGGAGGCGGCUGCCAAGGCGGCGGCGGCGGCGGCAGAGGAGGAAGAGGGCGUGGAGGAGGGAGAGGCUCCGAUGGAGGCAGAGGAGCAGCCGGUAGAGGGCGGAGAGGGCGCCGCUGAAGUGGAGAUGAAACCCGCCGAGGAGGCUCCGUCCGCGCCGCCGGCAGCUCAGGAAGGCGAGGCGAUGGAGGCAGCCCCCGAGUCCGCGGCAGCCGAGCAGCCCGAGCCUGCCGCUCCCGCUCAGGAAAACGUCCCGUCCCCCGCUGCAGGCCCAGAGGGGGAAUCCCCGGCCGCUGUGACUGAGGCUCCCCCAGCCGCGGCCCCUGAGGCGCCCGCUCCGGCCGCUGAUAGCGCCUCUGUGACUCCGGCUGCCCCGGACGCGGCGGCGGCCCCGGCUUCUCCGGCCGCGCAGAGCUAGCCUCCGGACCGCGCUAGGGAAGCUCUGUUGUAUGACCGGGCGCGGGCUGGCGCCGGUUCGUUGGACGCCGGCCAGGCGGCGUAUUUUUAGCGUCCCGGCCCGCCCGACCGACCCACUGAGGUCGGUUAGACCGGCGGCGAGGGAGGGAUUCCCAGGCUGGGCGCUGUCAGCCGCCCACCGAGCCAGCUAGGCCCGUGUGUGGGCCCACGUAGGCCCCGGGUGUGGGCCCAUGUAGGCCCCGCGUGGGCCCGGCCAGUGAUGUCACCACCGUCAGAGGGCUGCCGAUGCCGGCGUACGGCGUUCGUCUGCACAAAAGCGGCUAUCUGUGUCUGCACAGUUAACUGUUAUCUGGCGGACGGAUGCUGCAAUUCUAGUCGCGGGGCGACUUUGGUGCCCGCAUAACUCUUCACAGGCUGUUAGCAUUGAAGAAGACUAAGGAAUGUGUGACUAGGGAUGCCGUGAAGACUAAGGGAUGAAUAACUAGAGAUUUUGAGGACUAAGGAGUGAGUGAAUAGGAGUGGUGUGGGAAAGAAUGAAUGUGCUUUUGUAUGAUGUGUUGGUUGCGGUAUGCGACUUAUAGCCAGUAGGUAUGUUGUCUCAUGAAUCAGAGAAUUGAGCGAUGGAGCGACUGUCUCUGUAAAGCCUGUGUUUUGCGUUGGAAAAUGGUUGUGUUGUCCGUUUCGAGUCCUGUUUAUGGGCUGUGCCUAACACAGGCGGUGAUACAUGUCUGAAUUCACCUCGAUUUUCCUAUGUUAUCGCUAUCAUAUCGUGUGAUGUUGAUAAUACGAAUAAAUGCUUCGCUACUCAAGA
Messenger RNA from Amphibalanus amphitrite, 2468 nucleotides. Its product is annotated as BAG domain-containing protein Samui-like. The coding region runs from base 114 to 1658 and encodes 514 amino acids. Gene Ontology annotation, cellular component: cytoplasm; cytosol; nucleus. Lineage: Eukaryota; Metazoa; Arthropoda; Thecostraca; Balanomorpha; Balanidae. The record is from RefSeq and is a predicted model, not a curated record. Gene Ontology annotation, biological process: protein stabilization. The transcript is spliced from 2 exons. Gene Ontology annotation, molecular function: adenyl-nucleotide exchange factor activity; protein-folding chaperone binding.